Messenger RNA from Eubalaena glacialis (North Atlantic right whale), 3018 nucleotides. RefSeq names its product espin like (gene ESPNL). The record is from RefSeq and is a predicted model, not a curated record. The coding region runs from base 1 to 3018 and encodes 1005 amino acids. The transcript has 9 exons. Gene Ontology annotation, molecular function: actin filament binding. Gene Ontology annotation, biological process: actin filament bundle assembly. Lineage: Eukaryota; Metazoa; Chordata; Mammalia; Artiodactyla; Balaenidae. Gene Ontology annotation, cellular component: cytoplasm.
AUGGAGGAGAAGCGGGCGCUCGCGGCCGCCAAGGAUGGGGACCUGGCCACACUGGAGCGGCUGCUGGAGGCGGGCGCCCUGGGCCCAGGCGUCACCGACGCUCUGGGGGCUGGCCUGGUGCACCACGCCACCCGGGCCGGCCACCUGGCCUGCGUCAAGUUCCUGGUGCAGCGGGCCCAGCUGCCCGGCAACCAGCGGGCCCAUAACGGGGCCACGCCGGUGCAUGACGCCGCUGCCACCGGCAGCCUGGCCGAGCUGUGCUGGCUGGUGCGCGAAGGCGGCUGCGGUCUGCAGGACCGAGACUCCUCGGGCGUCUCCCCGCUGCACCUGGCCGCCCGCUUCGGACACCCGGUGCUGGUGGAGUGGCUGCUGCGAGAGGGCCACGCAGCCACGCUGGAGACGCUGGAGGGGGCCUUGCCGCUGCACCACGCCGCCGUCAGCGGGGACCUGACCUGCCUGAAGCUCCUGACGGCCGCCCACGGCAGCGGCGUGAACCGGCGGACGCGCAGCGGCGCCUCCCCGCUCUACCUGGCCUGCCAGGAGGGCCACCUGCACCUGGCCCAGUUCCUGGUGAAGGACUGCGGCGCCGACGUGCACCUGCGCGCCCUCGACGGCAUGAGCGCCCUGCACGCCGCCGCUGCCCGCGGCCACUACUCGCUCGUCGUCUGGCUGGUCACCUUCACGGACAUCGGCCUGACAGCGCGGGAUAACGAGGGGGCCACCGUCCUCCACUUUGCCGCACGAGGUGGCCACACGCCCAUUCUAGACCGGCUCCUGCUGAUGGGCGCCCCCAUCAUGAGAGACUCCUGGGGUGGGACCCCUCUCCAUGACGCAGCGGAGAACGGGCAAAUGGAGUGCUGCCAGACCCUGCUCUCCCACCGCGUGGACCCCGCCCUGCAGGACGAGGACGGCUACACGGCCGCAGACCUGGCGGAGUACCACGGCCACCGCGACUGCGCCCAGUACCUCCGCGACAGCACCCGGCCGGUGCCACUCCUGAUGGCGCCCCCGCCGCCGCCGCCGUUCCCCCCUCCUCCGUUGUCGGCUGCAAGGCACACCCUGGAGGAUGGAAGAAGCGGGGGCCCAGGUCUCGGGGAUCCCACCGCGUCUCUCAGCCCAGCCUGGCCCGGCCAGCCUGCCCAGCCUCUUCCGAGGGAGCACACGACCCGCACAGCACCCCCGAGGGUCACCACCAGUGCCACAGCCGUCCCUAUGGGGACGGAGACGGCAGCGGGGGGCACCCCGGACAGCCUGGUCGCGCUGCAGCUGGACGGGCUGCCCUCGGGCGACCUCGACGGGCUGGUGCCCACGCGGGAUGAGCGCGGCCGGCCCAUCCCCGAGUGGAAGCGUCAGGUGAUGGUGCGGAAGCUGCGGGCUCGCCUGGGCGCAGCUCCAGCGCCAGAGGCCCAGGACAACGGCGGGAGCGCGGGCGCCACAGAGCAGGCGGCCUGGCGGUACUCGCAGACCCACCAGGCCAUCCUGGGCCCCUUCGGGGAGCUGCUGACCGAGGACGACCUGGUGUACCUGGAGAAGCAGAUCGCAGACCUGCAGCUGCGGCGCCGCUGCCAGGAGUACGAGAGCGAGCUGGGCCGGCUGGCGGCCGAGCUGCAGGCCCUGCUCCCCGCGCCCCUGGUCAGCAUCACCGUCAACAGCCAUUUCCUGCCCCGGGCGCCUGGGCUGGAGGGCGAGGAAGCCCCCGGCCCCGAGGUCGAGCCUGAGGGCUCCAUGGGGGCUUCGCAGGCCACACCCGGCACGCAGCCCCUGCCCUUCUGGUGCAGCCACGUCGCCCGGCUGGUGCGCAGCUUGUCCCUGCUGCUGAAGGGCGUGAACGGGCUGGUGCAGGGCGAGGAGAGGCCCCCACUGGAGGCCCACAGGGAGGCCCGCAGGGAGGCCCCAGCCAGCCUUCCGAGGAGCGAGGCCCAGCGCGAGAUCCAGGAGUGUGGGGUGUCGGUGCGGACACUUCGUGGCAACUUCGAGUCAGCCCCUGGCCGGCCCUGCACCCCAAGCCCUGGCCCCUGUGAGCUGGAUCCCCAGCCGGGACCGUGCCUGAGAGGCUGCUGGCCCGCCCCCUUGCAGCCCCGCGGCGGCCCUAUCGCAGGGGAGCCGGGGCCGGGCGACGCGGAGGAGGCCAGCGACUCGGGCAUCAGCUGCGAGGAGGCCCCAUCAGAGGCGGGGGCCGUGCCUGGCCCUGACCCGGCCAGCCUUCGCAAGGAGCGCAUCGUCAUGCUCUUCCUCAGCCACUGGAAGAAGUCGGCCUACACGCCGGCCCUGAAGACGGCGGCCUGCAGGACCCUGGAGGCCCGGCGCCUGGAGCCGCGGGGGCGGGAGGCGGCCGGGGGCCCUCGGCUGCCCUGCCCGCCGCCGCCCAGCGAGAGCCCGCGGCUGGGCCACCUGUGGCAGCAGCGCAGCAUCAUCACCCACCUGCUGGGCACCUGGAAGUCCAUCCUGGCCCACGUGCCCGCCCGGCAGCUGCGGCGGCUGAGCCGGCGGCCCCGCGGCCCCCUGUCCCCCGAGCAGUUCCUGCCCCACGUGGACGGGGCGCCCGUGCCCUACGGCAGCCUCACGCUGGACCUCUUCAUGCUGGGCUACUUCCAGCUCCUGGAGUGCGACCUGCCGGCCGAGGAGCGCAAGAUGCGCCACCUGCUCUGCUUCGAGGUCUUCGAGCACCUGGGCGCCCACGGCUGGGAGGCCGCGCGCGCCUUCCACAAGGCCGUGACGGACGAGGUGGCUGCCGGCCGCCGUGCCUGGACCGACGGCUUCGAGGACAUCAAAGCCCGCUUUUUUGGCUCCAGCCGCAGCACCCCCUGGGGCGCGGAGCCCGGCCGCAAGUCGGGCCUGACCCCGCUCCGGCCCCCGCCCCAUGCCGGCCCCAGCGGCAGCCCCGAGCCCGUGGCACAGAGGCUGGGGUCCCGCCCCCAGCGGGGCAGCUUCAACAGCGAGGACAUCUGUGGCUACAUCGACCGGAGCUUCGCCUUCUGGAAGGAGAAAGAAGCCGAGAUGUUCAGCUUCGGGGAGUGA